GUAGGCGCAGGCGCAGUCGCUGUCGCAGCCGCAUUAACUGUUGGUCCUCAUGACCAUUGUAUUAUUGUAUUCUCACUGAGAACCAAACACGAUAAUCUACCUUCAGCAUCCAUCAGCCUGUACACAUUUUCCGUCGUCUCUGCAUUCACAUCCACUCAUUAUAUUCGUCCGUCAGACAUCAUUGCCCAGGACCGACAUCCUUCAGCCCACAUACGCAUACGCACCUCUAAGAAAGGGUCGCGAUUUACGAAUUAGACGCCUGUCCUGGCGGAUUUUUGACCCCAAGCCAGAUGCAGGCUGACAGCCAUGGGGAAUAUCGGCAGCCGAAUUGACGACGGGUCAAUUCUGUAUUUGAAGGAUCAAGGACGCCUGUCCAUCACCUCCCUUGUCGUCAGCAAUGGCCGACGGAAAGUUGUGCUACACGCUGUUCCAAAUGCAUACCCUGCGACCCGGCUGGUUGGAAAGUUGGACGCGGCUGACUACAGGCCAAUCUCAUAUGUCCAGGAUCCUGAGGCCCCGGGCCUUCUCUUCCUACCCAGACUAGACCUUGAAGACGAAUUGGAUGUGCGGUUCACAUUCACGACGCGACAGAACUCGGGGCCUCUGCCCGCUACUCCCUCCACAGCGACAGCCGCAGUCGACACAACCAUCUCCGGCCUGACGUUCGCCUAUGCCGCGAAUGCCAAAGAGUUGGAUACCUUGGUGACACGGGAAUUCCAUGCAGACCCCAACCUUCACAAGAACUCCAAUGUACAAUUCAUCGGCGACUUCUCGACGAGUGGAACUCCCGUCAUCACCUACGAGUGGACCUGGAGAUGGAAACCUCCAAAGCCGUACGAGGACAGGGGUGGCGGCUGGCGCAACUGUUGCAGUUUCCUCGAGUACGAUUCAAGGGCUCACAGGUUGAAUACACUUGCAUCUUUCACUUUCUGGGUCAAUAAUGCGGCCGUGACGUCCGCAACACCGCUGGCAUCUCCGAACCUAGAGCUUCAGGUUCCCCCUCAAAGACGCAUGGUUUCAAGUCAGUCGUACCAGUCCGCGAUCAGUGAUUCGGAGGAUCGUGCAGAUUUGCAAAAUCCACCGUCUCCACACGUGCUGGCCACCGAGUUUAGCACGACUGCUUCCAGUGUCACAGCUUCCAGCAGUGCGCCCUCCAUCCCUGUGAUCGAUGUCCAGUGUGCACGCCCGGGGGAGGAUGUGAGUGCAGUCGAAGAUGGCCCUGUUUUCAGAGCGACUAUGAAGUCCUUGGAGCAAAAGACUGGUAAUAUGAGGGUCCAGGUGAAGAAAGUCCUGAAGAAGGCAGAGGCGGCUCAACAAGCGCAGGUCGAGUGCAACCAAGCAAUGGCAGAGUUUCUCCGGGCGCUUCAGGAGGCCUCCGCUUCCAAUGCUACUGCUUUCAAGCCGGCUCUUGACCACUACUUCACCAACAUUGCGCAAAGAAUAUUAAAGUAUGAAAAAGAGAACAGCUCUUUAUUGCAGAAACAGAUUAUCGACCCCAUAUCUAAACUCUACAACCUCGACAUCAAACAGGCCGAUGCCAAAAAGAAGGACUUUGAGGAUGAAAGUCGAGAUUACUACGCGUAUGUUAGCCGAUAUCUAGGCCAGCGGCAGGAUUCUUUGAAAGAUAAAAAACGAGCAGAGAGCGACUCAAAGUACCAGAACAAGAAAAAGAACUUCGAGUUGAAACGAUUCGACUAUUCAACUUUCAUGCAGGAUCUUCACGGCGGACGCAAAGAGCAAGAACUCCUCUCGCAGUUGACCAAGUAUGCUGAUGGUCAGGCGCAUUCGUUCCUUGCAGCAGCCAAAAAGGUUGAAAGCCUGACACCACAAUUGGAGGCCCUCGUAAAAGAGGUCAGUGAUGCCGACAAAGAGUACAAUCUCCAACGAACCGAACGAGAAGAGAAGCGUCGGAACCUAGAAAAAAAUGGACCCAACGCUAUAGAGAGUGACCCUCCCUACCAGCCUUUGACAAGCACAAAUUCACAGCCAUCAGUGCAGAAUGGACAGACUGGGUAUACGUCGGACACAGAUUUGAGUAGAGCAGACAGCACCAGCUCACAGUUUGGUCGAUCCUCUGUCAACACGCUAUCUCCAGCCACCUCAGGAACUCUACAAGGUAUUUCGGCCGCUGCUUUGUCUACAUCCCCAGGAGCCUCAUCAGCAGUCCCAAUACCGAACAAAUUCAAAGGAAUUCGCGACCUCGAUGAGAGCUCAAUAUCAACUACUGACAAAUCCUCCAAUGGGCUACACAAGAAGGAAGGAUUGCUGUGGGCAUUGAGCAAGCCUGGUUCUCAUAUCGACCCCAAGGGCAUCAACAAGCAAGCCUGGCACAAGUUUUGGAUUGUGCUUGACCAAGGAAAGCUCUCCGAAUACAGCAAUUGGAAGGAUAAAUUAGAUCUUCAUCGAGACCCCAUCGAUCUAAGAAUGGCUUCGGUUCGAAUGGCUCGCGAUGCCGAGAGGAGAUUUUGCUUCGAGGUCAUUACUCCUCAGUACAAGAGGGUUUAUCAAGCGACGACGGAAGAUGAAAUGAACAACUGGAUCAAUGCAAUCAAUAACGCCUUGCAGAACGCCUUUGAAGCUGGUGGACGCACCUCGCAACAAAAUUCUAAAGACCUUGCUGGACGUGAAUAUGGUCAUGUCCUCACAGGCAAAAGCUCUUCGCAAUCAGGUCCUCACGGCUAUUCUCAGCGAAUUGAUGGAUCUGGAGUUUCACGACGAAUCACUGUAGGUGCUCGACCUACGUAUAUGAGAACAAGCAGCAAUAGUUACGAUGAGAAUCCUUCCAAGCUUUUGGACCAAAUCAGAAAUCACGAUCAAGGAAAUCAAUCCUGCGCUGAUUGUGGUUCUACCUCCAAGGUGGAAUGGGUGUCAUUGAACUUGGGUAUUAUCCUGUGCAUUGAAUGUGGAGGUAUUCAUCGGUCCUUGGGCACUCACGUCUCCAAGAUCCGGUCUCUCACCCUGGAUGUUCAUUCCUUCACCAACGAUAUCGUCGAACUGCUGAUGCUGAUCGGCAACCGUAUCAGCAACACGGUUUGGGAGUCUUUGCUGGAUCAAGCCUUGAAACCCGGGCCGACUGCCACAAGAGAGCAACGCUUGAAGUUCAUCACGUCGAAAUAUGUGCAGCGAGCCUACGUUGAUCCUGUGUCGCAAUAUGGAAGCGCCGAUGACAUGUUGCUGACAUCGAUCAAGAAGCAUGAUAUGAAGGGGGUUUUGCAAGGAAUCGCCCAGCGGGGAAACGUCAACGCACAUGACCGUUCGAGAAAUACUCAUGCGGUGUUUCUCGCAUUGGCAGCUGCCGACCCUGCUCGUCCAGUCUCAUCUCACUCAGCUACUCCGGCCCCGACGGUCAAGGCUUUCCCUAUGGCGGAGUUGCUUGUUCAAAAUGGGGCAGAAAUCCCUACAGACCCGCCUGCAAUACCAUUGUCAUCAGCUGCGCAACUGUAUAUUGAACAGCGAACCACUCGGUCGACAACAAAUGGCGGUCAUGGCGACACGCUUGGCCCUCUACCGAUCAUGGGAUCUAGAGUCUCGCCGCUGGCCUCGGAUGGCCAUACCCGGCUGCAAAAACGCGGUAGUGCUGGCGCCAGAUUUGCCGGAAAGGUGACGGGUCUAGGUGAACGAUAGAACCGUUAUCGGUCGAAGGUCGAGAUUGACAUUGCGAUACCAAUUCUGUGUGACACUCUCGGAGAAAUGAGCAGGUCCCUACCCAGUGAGCGCCCAAGAUUGGGGGAUUCCCUAGUCUUUCCUGCCAAGGUCAUGUAUUUGGGAAGCAAGACGGACUUAUGACAAAAAUGUUUCUGAUGAUUGCAAUGACUAGGUUACUCACUGUGAUGAGCAUGGCCGUUUGGAUUGUGACGGGCCAGAUGGGGUGGAAACCUGUGUGGCCCUUUUGAAAAGCUUUGGUCGCUUCGACGAAUUUUGACUGUCGGGAGUAGGAGAUGGGUUAUGGAUAGGAAAGCAGGAAGGACUAUGAAAGAGGUCAGACCGAUAUGAACCAUUGGGUAUUGGUAUGACUUUAAUAUUGCGCUGAAACACAUUGCUCUGUCGUAUGUAAUAGGACAUGCUCCAUGAGAAGCAGAUAAUAACCACCUUGGGUAUGAUGAG
Messenger RNA from Exophiala oligosperma, 4104 nucleotides. RefSeq lists its product as uncharacterized. The record is from RefSeq and is a predicted model, not a curated record. Lineage: Eukaryota; Fungi; Ascomycota; Eurotiomycetes; Chaetothyriales; Herpotrichiellaceae. Gene Ontology annotation, biological process: intra-Golgi vesicle-mediated transport; regulation of DNA-templated transcription. Gene Ontology annotation, molecular function: GTPase activator activity; protein binding; sequence-specific DNA binding. The transcript is spliced from 4 exons. The coding region runs from base 307 to 3624 and encodes 1105 amino acids. Gene Ontology annotation, cellular component: endosome; cytoplasm; trans-Golgi network.